ACAAGCCAAAGCUGCAAGUUCCCUAGGAAACUCCAAAGAUGGUCAAACCUCCAGCAAAGAGACAUCUACACUUCAGAACUGCAGUUUAAAAGCAGAAGAAUCACUCAGGACCUGAAUUUUACAAGCAGGUGUAACUUGUAAGCAAUCACUUUAAAUUCGGUGAGGUGGCCCUUGUUGACCCGUGAACAAAAAUGGGCACAGCCAUGCGAUGCAUUUCUGUUGUGUGAGACGUUUCUUACACAGGAUCCAUCAGAACAGCAGGCUCAAUGGCAUGGAACUCCAUAGUGAAACAAAGACUACAGCUCCAAGUCACAAACCAGAGAGGGGUCCCACCUCUUAAAACAUUUCCAGUACAUCAACAUGGAUCAUCUUCUCCAAACACUGGUGCCUAUAGCAACAGCAUGCUUCAGGGGAGGCCCCUGAGAGACUCAAGAAAUCUCUCUGACAAAAAUGCUAGGAAAUCAUUCACAGCCAAAAAAGCUCUGCUCAUAGCAUGCGGAGUGCAAUGUGUCCUGUCACCACGACCCUCCAACUGCUCCACAUCAUCACCCCAUAAAGAUGAGAAAGACAGGCCUCAUUCCACCUCCGCAAGAGGACAGAAAAGCAGUAGAGAAAACCGUGUUGAAACCGAGGGUGAACUGAAGGUAUGGGAUGCAUACACUGUGAUAAAAAGAACAGAGGAGAGACAGAGAGCGAGGAGCAGUAUACACAGACAGAGAGUCCCGCCAGAUUCAAGCCAGCGGCCUUCCACUGUCCCACUAGAGAAUCAAACGGGACGCCGAGCACUAAGCACACCAGAAACUCCUAUCUGUAAGAUUCUCUGGAGAAGAAAAGAUGACCAAAAUGUCCUUCAAGAUAGGCCGCAAGAUUUUACUGAAGAUGAGAGUCUCAAUCUAACCCCAUCACUACAUCUCUACCUGCCUUCAUCAUAUCAGCUGCAAGAGCAGAAAGAAGACACAGCACCCUCACAGGAAAAUAGCAGCUCAGAAGUACACGAGAAGCAAGACGUCACAGAGGAACUCACCAUGGAGAGCCAAAAACAAGACAUCACCCUCAGUAAAACAGAAGGUGAAGAACAAAAUGAUUUCACAGAUGGCAUACGAUGUGAUAUUACGGAUACCUGGCAGAAUGACAUACAGAAAGAUACUCCUGAGAAUGACAUGACUGAAGAAAGACCUCCACAAGACGUCACAGAUGACGACAGACAACAAGAAACCAUGGAAAAUCAAUGCAACAUUGAUAGAUCUUUUAAUAUUGUUGACGACAAGCAAGAAUAUGACAUUAUAGAGAAGCCUGAAGUCAUAUACAGGAGAAACAGAAGUUCAUACAAAGCAUCCGAUGCCAAACUCACAGUCAAAACACGUUAUCCAGCUACAGCUACAGCGCUAACGUUCCCAUCCACCCCGACGCAUAGAAAUCCCUCUCCCACUCUUAGCCUCCUGCCAUCGUUUUAUGGAACUUCUUUUGGCUAUCGCGUCAGAACCACAUCUGAGCCCUGCCGAUCCAAAACAAGGAUCAGAAAAGCUUGUAAUGACAAUAGAACUACACAGCCCAUGACUGACAUGCGACAUACCAUAGAAAUAAAAGGAAAUCCAUGCAUAAUACAAACAAGGGCUGGAGUGCCAGUCAGCCCCCACCCCAAAAUAAUGAGCACUGAGAGGGGGUCCCAACCUCAUAAAAUCAAAACCACCAAGACAUUUUUGUGGGGACCAGAGGGGCCCCAAGAGACUAAGACAGUGUGUGAACUACACAGUCAAGUGAACAGGUGGAGAAGCCUGGAUUAAGUCUGACAGAACAGUUGUGUGUGGCUUUUCGUUCCUUUCCAAUACAGAAAAUCUGCUUUGCUAAAUGAUGUUUGAUUGAAUCAAAGCAGUGCAGAUUGACAUGUUAGACCACUUUAGGUUUAAACUCAAAUGUAUUAUGACUUUGAGAGGAACAGCUUUAGCACCGUUUGCAAUGUUCAGUUUAGUCCAGGAAAGAAGAGUGAUAGCGUUUUUUCUGGUCUUCCUCAGUGAAUGGCGCUUAAGCUGUAUUGACAUUGAUUAUGAUGUUAUUAUGAUUCAUCGAAAAUUAAAUCCUUGCAGGUUUUGGUGUUUUCCCCCA
Messenger RNA from Labeo rohita (rohu), 2103 nucleotides. RefSeq lists its product as uncharacterized. The transcript is spliced from 5 exons. The coding region runs from base 267 to 1784 and encodes 505 amino acids. Lineage: Eukaryota; Metazoa; Chordata; Actinopteri; Cypriniformes; Cyprinidae. The record is from RefSeq and is a predicted model, not a curated record.